Molecule: messenger RNA, 1227 nt
Organism: Emys orbicularis (European pond turtle)
Lineage: Eukaryota; Metazoa; Chordata; Testudines; Emydidae
Gene: IHH
Product: Indian hedgehog signaling molecule
Exons: 3
Coding region: 1-1227 (408 amino acids)
Biological process (GO): multicellular organism development; regulation of gene expression; cell-cell signaling
Molecular function (GO): patched binding; calcium ion binding
Source: RefSeq, a predicted model, not a curated record
AUGAAGCUGGCCCGGCUCCUGCUGCUGCUGAGCGGGUGCGCGCUGCUGCUGGCCCCGGCGGUGCGGGGGUGCGGGCCGGGCCGGGUGGUGGGCAGCCGCCGGCGGCCCCCCAGGAAGCUCAUCCCGCUGGCUUACAAGCAGUUCAGCCCCAACGUGCCCGAGAAAACCCUGGGCGCCAGCGGCAGGUACGAGGGCAAGAUCGCCCGGAACUCGGAGCGCUUUAAGGAGCUGACCCCCAAUUACAACCCCGACAUCAUCUUCAAGGACGAAGAGAACACGGGAGCCGACCGCCUCAUGACCCAGCGCUGCAAGGACCGCCUGAACUCCCUGGCCAUCUCGGUGAUGAACCAGUGGCCGGGGGUGAAGCUGCGGGUGACGGAGGGCUGGGACGAGGACGGGCACCACUCGGAGGAGUCGCUGCACUACGAGGGCCGAGCCGUGGACAUCACCACCUCCGACCGGGACCGCAACAAGUACGGCCUGCUGGCGCGCCUGGCCGUGGAGGCCGGCUUCGACUGGGUCUACUACGAGUCCAAGGCCCACAUCCACUGCUCCGUCAAGUCAGAGCAUUCGGCGGCAGCGAAGACGGGCGGCUGCUUCCCUGCCCGGGCCCUGGCGACGCUGGAGGGUGGGGCCAGGACCCCGCUGUGGGCACUGCGCCCGGGGCAGCGGGUGCUGGCUAUGGACGAGCAGGGCCGGGCCACCUACAGCGACUUCCUGGCCUUCCUGGACAAGCAGGCGUCAGCGCCCACCACUUUCCACGUCAUCGAGACCCGGGAGCCAGCGCGUCGACUGGCGCUGACCCCUGCCCACCUGCUCUUCGUGGCCGAGAACUCCACGGCGCCUGCUGCCCGCUUCCAGGCCACCUUCGCCAGCCACGUGCGGCCUGGCCACUACGUGCUGGUGGCAGCGGUGGGGACGAGCCUGCGGCCGGCCAGGGUGGUGGAUGUCUCCACCCAGACAGACUUCGGGGCCUAUGCCCCCCUCACCCGCCACGGGACCCUGGUGGUGGACGACGUGGUGGCCUCCUGCUUUGCCCUGGUGCAGGAGCAGUGGCUGGCGCAGCUGGCGUUCUGGCCGCUCCGGCUCUACCACAGCCUGGCGGGCGGGCACAGGACCCAGCUGGAGGGCGUGCACUGGUACUCGGGGCUGCUGUACCGCCUGGGCCGGCUGCUGCUGGCCCCGGAGAGCUUCCACCCGCUGGGGACCGCCCAGUUCGAGAGCUGA